This is a messenger RNA of Mitosporidium daphniae, 1077 nucleotides long. RefSeq lists its product as uncharacterized. Lineage: Eukaryota; Fungi; Microsporidia. Gene Ontology annotation, biological process: DNA-templated DNA replication; DNA repair. The transcript has 4 exons. Bases 1 to 1077 code for a protein of 358 amino acids. The record is from RefSeq and is a predicted model, not a curated record. Gene Ontology annotation, molecular function: ATP binding; ATP hydrolysis activity; DNA binding. Gene Ontology annotation, cellular component: nucleus; DNA replication factor C complex.
AUGAGUGAUACCACGGCCGCCUGGGGAUUGCCAUGGGUCGAAAAGUACCGGCCAAAGUCUCUUGAAGAAGUUGUUGGAAAUAGCGAGACAAUUGCGCGGCUAAAAGUGAUUGGCUCGCAGGGCAAUAUGCCGAACUUGCUGAUCUCUGGGCCGCCCGGCAUUGGAAAGACCACGGCCAUCACGUGCCUUGCGUCGACGAUGUUGACGGUUGAUCAACUUCCAGAGGCAUUUCUUGAACUAAAUGCCUCGGACGAGCGCGGCAUCGAUGUGGUUCGGUUCAGCAUCAAGAUGUUUGCCACCAAAAAAGUGACGCUGCCCGCUGGUCGGCACAAAAUUGUGCUUUUGGACGAGGCAGACAGCAUGACAGCGGGGGCACAACAAGCGUUGCGGCGCAUUAUGGAACUGCACGCGGGAACAACCCGUUUCGCUUUACUUUGCAACCACUCUUCAAAAAUCAUCGAACCUAUCCAAAGCAGGUGCGCCAUACUUCGCUUCUUCCCGCCAUCUCCGGAGGAAAUAUGUUCCAGAUUGCUCGCAAUUUCCGCAAAAGAGUCCAUUCAAGUUUCCUCUGAUGGUUUGGAAGCGCUUGUUUCGAUUGCGGGCGAGUUUGGUGAUCUACGACAGGCAAUUCACUCACUACAGGCUGCAGCUGGAGCAGCAGCGGGCUCGAUUGUCAAUUCCGCGGUGCUCUCUCUAGUGGCCAACAAACCACAGCCAGCGGAGCUUGCCUCGCUUCUAACAAAGAUUCGCGAGGGGAAUCUCAAAACAUCCGUUGAAAAGAUAAACCAACUUCUCACACAAGGCUAUGCGCCAUUGGAUAUUGUUGGCGGUCUUUUCCGGAUCGGAAAAACAAGCUUCUCCUUUCCUCAACCACCUGUGACUGAUUCUGCUGGCGCCGAUCGAGCUUUGAGCAACGAGGGGCUUCAAAUCUCGAUGCUCAAGGAGCUUGGUCUUGCACAUAUGCGUACCAUUGAAGGACACACCUCCAAACUCCAGCUUGUUGCGCUUAUUUCGCGGCUCUGCGGCAUGGCAAGUCCGGAUCGUUUUCAGCGACCAUCGGUUUUGCUGGCCAAGUAA